AAGUUCGAAACUAUCAGGAGAAGUCGAAUUUUUUCCGGGAGAGAUUUAAAGUAUCCAUAUAUAUUUCUCUCUUUCUCUCUCUCUAUAUAUAUACACAUGGUUGUAUGCAUAUGCGAGCUUGGGAAAUCUAGGGUUUGAGUGAUCGAUAGGCUACGUUGACGCUAUGAAGAAGAAGCUUGAUACUCGCUUUCCGGCGGCUCGGAUUAAGAAGAUUAUGCAAACUGAUGAAGAUAUUGGGAAGAUUGCUAAUGCUGUACCUCUUCUAGUGUCUAAAGCGUUGGAACUAUUUUUGCAAGAUCUUUGUGAUCGGACAUAUGACAUUACACUUAAGAGGGGAGCAAAAACAUUGAAUUCAUACCAUUUGAAACAAUGUGUACAAACCUGUAACGUAUUCGAUUUCCUCAAGGAUGUAGUCAGCAGGGUUCCCGAUUUAGGCGUUUCAGAUGGUGAUGAUAGAUCUGCUGCUAAAAGAAGGAAGAUUGCUGAAGCUGAUGAUCAUUACAGUGAUGAUGACAUCAAACGGAGCGAUAUGUUGCAGCACGAGACAACGCCAUCAAGUAGCAGCGGGCGAGGCAGAGGUAGGGGUAGAGGUAGAGGUCGUGGUAGGGGUCGGGCAGUAGAUAGAGAGCAGACUACUUUAUACGAAAAAUUUGAAGAUGCAGCAGAUCAGAGAGACGAGAAACAGAAGAAGAGGAAUUCGGAAAGGCUGGAUUCCGGGUCAGAAACUGCAGAUUCAAAGAUUUCUUUAGCCGGUCAGAGCUUAGAAGCAACAGUGAGAAACUUUGAUCUUAACGUGGACUUAAACGAUGAGACUGGGGAUUCCUCGGCAGUACCAGCCGAAGCGCCUUCUCCAUCACCCACCGUACCUUCUGUUGAAACGAAACACGAGGAGGAGUAUCCUGGAUGGUCAGACGUGGAAGGAAUGGCCAUUGAUCCCAUUCAACUCGCGAAUCUGAAUAGAACGACGACAGAUGAGGUAGAGGAAGACUACGAUGAAGAAGGCUAACUGAAUUUAACUCGGCCGCUGUUACUGACAUCCUGACAUGGCAGACAACUAGGUUGAACAAUGGCACAUGAAGAAGGAUUAUAGGAAUCAGAGAACAAGUAGAAAGAACAUAGGAGGGACUCUAGACCAGAAAACAACUUAGGAGGAACUCUAGAUUCAAUUAGGACAAUGUUAGAUGUUACUGUGUUAGUCCACAUAGGUCUGUAUUUAUGAAACUAUUUUGUUCUCUAACAAAUUAAUUCAACUACAAAGCAUCCUCAGCAGUAUGCUCCAAUGUUUUAUAAUUUUCUUUAUUAUUGCCAA
This is a messenger RNA of Ipomoea nil (Japanese morning glory), 1309 nucleotides long. Its product is annotated as dr1-associated corepressor-like. The record is from RefSeq and is a predicted model, not a curated record. Gene Ontology annotation, biological process: regulation of DNA-templated transcription. Lineage: Eukaryota; Viridiplantae; Streptophyta; Magnoliopsida; Solanales; Convolvulaceae. Gene Ontology annotation, cellular component: nucleus. The transcript is spliced from 6 exons. Gene Ontology annotation, molecular function: protein heterodimerization activity. Bases 164 to 1006 code for a protein of 280 amino acids.